AUGUCGGCCGCAAUACCCUCCGUCGCCUGCCUCGGCGUCAUCGGCCGCAAUAACAACCCCCUGCACAUCUCCAUCUUCCCAUCCUACGAUCCAACAGCCAACGCCUUCACGCCCGUCCGCAACCCCCUGCAGUUCUCCCUCCUCCUCUCCUCGACAAUCGACGUCUUCGACCUGCGAUCCAAGACCAGCACGGCGUCGGGCGACUUUGGUCUGCUGCACGCCAUCGACGACCGCCUCGCCGCGUACGGCUUCGAGACCAACACGGGCGUCCGGAUGGUCUGCAUCGUGGACAUGCGCGGACGACGCGUCGAGGCCGGAGGCAGCGCUGGCACGGGAGGCGCAGGAGGUGGGCCAUCGCAGUCGUCUGCGUCUGCUUCUUCGUCUUCUGCGGCUGCGGCGGCGGCGGCGCGGGCGUCCAUGAGCAACGUCGGCGCGGGACUGAGGGAUGCGGAGCUGAAGCCGGUGUUUAGGGCGAUGCAAAGCGCAACUGGCUAG
Trichoderma gamsii is the source of this 495-nucleotide messenger RNA. RefSeq lists its product as hypothetical. Lineage: Eukaryota; Fungi; Ascomycota; Sordariomycetes; Hypocreales; Hypocreaceae. The transcript has 3 exons. The record is from RefSeq and is a predicted model, not a curated record. Bases 1 to 495 code for a protein of 164 amino acids.